UCACUGCCCCGCACACAUGGUUUGUGGGCAAUGGCCAGUGAUGGAAUCCAAAAGCACAAGCCCUUAGCCGAGGAAUACCAUACCAACACAAAAUCAAUCACAUGUGCGUAGUCUAAACUAAAGGAGGUGAUGUCCCAGUAUUGGUCAUGCACAUUCAUGUAACUAUGUAAGGAUUUUGGUAAAGAAAGAUAGAGAAGCAAUAAAAAGCAUGCUGAUAUGAUAUCUUUUCCACACUGUUAGUUAUCAGACCAAAACAAUUCCAACUCAAUCCUUCGUGACAAAGUAACAUCGUCCAAUCCAAUAUGAUAUCUUUUCUUUUUUAUCAUAACAACUUGGUCGUCCUUCUUUUUUGACACUUUUUUUCUCCCCUUCUCACUCAUCACCUUUAUCUUCAACACUCCCCCGCCUCUGUGGGCUUUUAUUCAUGUUCUAUGCCAUUCACAUGUCUUUAAAGCACAUGCUGCUGCAUGAAUCACACUGAAACUCCAACUGUGUCAUUCUUCUACUUUGCAUUUACACUCUCUGAUAAUGGCCAAGGAAGCUUCUCUGUGCCUCUUGUUCCUCCUCUCCUCUCUCACUAUCUCCUGUUCUGGAUCUGUGGAGGGUUUUUCCUACCGUGAGAGAGGACACACUUCAACAUCUGCUAGAACCAUAUCAUUCCUCCAGCAAAGCAACGUUCCCCCGUCUCAGAUUCGAAUUUUCGUCACAGAUCAUAGGAUUUUGAGCACUCUCAGCUACUCCAAAGUGCCAACAGAUGUUUACUUGAACAAAAGUCAAGUUGAAAAUUUCAUUACUUCAAAACCUUCUGAACUAAAAGCUCAUCUACUUAACAUUCUCCAAAAUUCAAACAUCAAGAGCAUCAUUGCUAGCUGUGGCAGUGAGGGCUUAGCACAAAAUGAGAUGCCUUUGUUCUUACAUGCUUUGAUAUCAAUUAGUUCAGUUCUUAGAGAGCUUCACUUAGGGAGGGAGGUAAAAGUCUCAGUAGCAUUUCCACUUUCAUUCUUAGAAAAGUUGAAUGCAUCACAUGAAAACAAUAUUCGUAGGAUUCUUUCAGUUAUAAAGGAAAUGAAAUCCUUUGUCAUGGUAGAAGACUACAUUGAUGGAGAAUUCAGCAUCGGGGAUCACUUUGUUCAUGCUAUCAUCAAACGAGCCACUCUUGCUGCUUCCAUUCUUCCUUGCAAGGAUGUUCCCAUUGUUCUGGCAAUAAAAAGCACAGUUAUCUUCCCUUCAAUGGAAUUAGCUCAAUUUAGUGAGAGAGUGUCCAAAUAUCUAGAAUCCAAAACUCAUAUUAGAAAAAGAAUAGCAGCAUUAUACAUAGAGGUGCACAGAACAGAAGAUUUUGCUAGCAAAAAGCUCAAAAGGAGAAGUCUAGAUGACACAACCAACCCAACAAACACAGUUUUCCCCACAAAUCCAGCAUCAUCCACACCGAUCAUCACACCACCAGAUACACCAACCAUCAUAACAGUUCCUGCUACUAAUCCUGUCACAAUUUCCCCUUCCAAUCCUGCUGCAAUGCCUGUGACAGUUCCUUCCACCACACCAGUGCCUAUACCUCCCACAAAUCCAGCCAAUUCACCAGUACCUGUGAGCAAUCCAGCUACAACAACUCCUGUAGCAACACCACCGCCAGUAACCAUCCCUGUGACAUCUUAUCCACCUCCAUCAGGAAAUGUUCCCGUCGUAAACCCGCAACCGCAACCACCUCCUGCAAACACUAAUGCUCCUGCCAUUCAGGGGCAGAGUUGGUGUGUUGCAAAGCAAGGAGCCCCUGAAGCUUCUCUUCAAUCAGCUUUGGACUAUGCUUGUGGAAUGGGUGGUGCAGAUUGUUCUCAAAUUCAGCAGGGUGGAAAUUGUUACAGUCCAGUUACUUUGCAGAGCCAUGCUUCUGUUGCCUUCAACAGCUACUACCAGAAGAAUCCAGCUCCAACAAGCUGUGACUUUGGAGGGACUGCCACCUUAGUUAACACAAAUCCAAGCACGGGUUCGUGCAUCUUCCCAUCAUCAUCAUCAACAACAACAACGCCAAAGUCAUCAUCACCCCCAACACCACCUACGCAAUCAAGUCCAACAACACUACCACCACCAAGUCCAUUAACACCUGCACCAUCUAUUCCAACAGCACCACCAACAUCUUCAUCUUCAGGAACAGGCCCUUUCGGGUAUGGUGCCCCACCUUCAGUGUUAAAUUCAAGCAAUCCAGCGUCAGGUAUAAUGCCAGGUUUUGCUUCUGAUAGCCCUCCUGUUGUAAAUACCACUUCGGCCUCGCGUUCUGUGAGUUUGAGACCUUUUGUUGGCUUCACUAUUCUGAUGGUAUCAUUUGUCACUACGAGACUCAGUAUGCACCCAUAGAGUUCAGAAACCAAGAUUUCCAUGAAGAACAUAGAAUGAGAUGCUCAAUAGUACCUCUAGCUAUACGUUGGAGUUGUAAUGAUAUGUAGCAUUACAUUAGAUGCAGUGCGUAGGUCUGUAGGAGCAGAAAGUUAUUAGAGUAAGAACGGAACAAAGGUACUUAAGUGAUUAUGAGCAGCCAAAAUGAUCAUGGAUGAGCUAAAAUUCAGUUGAGGUGAAGGUGAGGGAAAUGAUUGCUGCUUAUGGUAUGUAGGUUGUACAACCUACUAUGAUUAAUAUUGAUCAUGUACAUAAUUUUUGAAAACUAGUAUUAGUUCCUUUCAUUGUAUGGAGUUUGUAGUUCAUGUAAAUUGGUCAGAGUUGUUCUGGAAAUUGAUCUUCGUAAAUGGGGGGAUUGUUAUUCAUCAAAUAGUCCCAUACUCCCAUUUCAAAUUUUAUGAAGAGUGUGAUUUAUGAGACACUACCAAGGUUUAGAUAGAUGGGUUAUCUAAUUAUGAUGCAUUUUGUGUGUGUACACACUAAAAAGUUAAUCAUGUUGCUGAUA
Messenger RNA from Glycine soja, 2896 nucleotides. RefSeq names its product mucin-2-like. The transcript has 4 exons. Lineage: Eukaryota; Viridiplantae; Streptophyta; Magnoliopsida; Fabales; Fabaceae. Bases 529 to 2352 code for a protein of 607 amino acids. The record is from RefSeq and is a predicted model, not a curated record.